AUGGUUCAACAGAGAUCUAUCACUUUUGUGGACGGCUACUCGAAGCCAGCAAUCACUACUACGGAGCUUGACUUGGACAAUUGCUUCAAGGACGAUGAGAUAGUCAUCAAGGUCAAGUGCUGUGCUAUUAAUCCUAUCGAUAUGGUAGUAUAUGGUCUAAGUACUACCUGGCUUACCGGCUGCAAGCCCAAGACCUUUGGAAGAGAUUUUAGUGGUGUUAUUGUGAGAGCUGGGUCCCGUGUGGAUCCCCAAUGGAAAGUUGACGACGAGGUGAAUGGUCAGUAUGUGCACUUGCUAGGUGACCGCGGCUCUUUCAGUGAUUACCUGAUUUUCAACCCUGCCAAAAAUAAGAGUAUCGCUCAUAUGCAGAAGUUUCCUCGUGGUGAAGGCGCUCUUAACUACAAUGAGGGUAAAUACGAUGACUGGGUCUUGAACGCUUCUUUCCCAUUAGUCUACGGAACUGCUGAUUCUGUUCUAGCUGACUACAUCAAGAAAUGGACCCCCGAGUCCCGUAUAUUGGUUAUUGGUGCUUCCACGCAAGUUUCCAAUUGUUUGAUACAGAUUGCUAAGCGUCACUACAAUAUUGGUACUGUUGUUGGUAUCUGUAAUAAGAACUCCUUUGAGUACAAUGAGAAAUUUGGAUGGGAUCAUCUCGUUUCUUACAAUGAUGGUAAAACUAUUGAAAAUGUUACGAAGUUGAUGGAAGAGAAACUUGGUGGCGAGAAGUUUGACAUGAUCUUCGACUCUGUGGGAAACACAGACUUCUUCCCGGUCAUUGAUAAGUUCUUGAAGCCUAAAAGCACGGGUUCAUACUUCCUUACUGUCGUAGGCGACAACAAGCUAGACUAUAAGAACCCAACUUUCCGUCGUGCAAUGCCUUUGUCAGUUGCAUGGAAGAAGAUAAAUCCAUUUUUGGGUUUCAAUUAUUCCACCGUGCUUGUCAAACCAAUUGACCGCUACAUGAAGUUAUCCACAGAGAUGAUUCAGAAAAACCAAUUUGAACCAGUGAUAGAUUCUGUAUAUGAGUUUGAUCAAUACCAGGAGGCAAUGGAUAAGCUACUAACAAACAAGGCAAAGGGUAAAAUUGUAAUCAGAGUCAACAAAUAA
Messenger RNA from Nakaseomyces glabratus, 1107 nucleotides. RefSeq names its product Yim1p (gene YIM1). Gene Ontology annotation, molecular function: oxidoreductase activity. Lineage: Eukaryota; Fungi; Ascomycota; Saccharomycetes; Saccharomycetales; Saccharomycetaceae. Gene Ontology annotation, cellular component: mitochondrion. The record is from RefSeq and is a predicted model, not a curated record.